CCGCACGCUCGACGCCCUGCCACCGCACCCGACGCGCCCGUCGCACGCAGCACACACGAUCGCAUCACCAUGAGCCGGUACCAGGACGGCUCGGACGCCGAGGAGGAGAUCAUGGCCGGCGAGUACCGCGAGCAGGUGCAGUACGACGGCAUGGAGGAGCUCGACCGCAUGCCCUCGAUUGGCAGCAACCAGGACAUUCACGCCCAGCUGCAGGCCGCCGCGACGCCCCUCGAGUUCCAGGCGACGCUGGAGACCAAGUUUGCCAGCUACGACAACUACUGCAACCUGUUCCACUACAUCCUCAACUCGGACGGCCCCGUCGACCUCGAGGUCCCCAACUACUACUGGGCGUGGGACGUCAUCGAUGAGUUUAUCUACCAGUUCAACAGCUUUUGCAGCUAUCGCCAGAAGGUCGCCCUGAAGAACGACAACCAGGAGGAGAUCCAGCUCCUGCGCGAGAACCCGAACACAUGGGGCUGCUACAGCGUCCUCAACGUCCUGUACUCGCUCAUCCAGCGGUCGCAGAUCAACGAGCAGCUCGCAGCCAUGAAGCGCGGCGAGGACUCGAACCUGUACGCUGGCGAGUACGGCCAGCGCCCCUUGUACAAGAUGCUGGGGUACUUCUCCAUCAUCGGUCUCCUGCGUGUGCACUGCCUGUUGGGUGACUUCAGCCUUGCGCUCAAGACCCUCGACGACAUCGAGCUCAACAAGAAGGCCCAGUUCGCCCGCGUCAUGGCCGCCCACUUCACCACGUACUACUAUGUUGGUUUCUCCUACAUGAUGAUGCGCCGCUACACCGACGCCAUCCGCAUGUUCUCCCACAUCCUCGUCUACGUCUCGAGGACCAAGAACUUCCAGAAGAACGCUCAGUACGACUCGAUCACAAAGAAGAACGACCAGAUGUACGCACUCGUCGCCAUCUGCGUUGCCUUCCAGCCCACAAGGCUCGACGACACCAUCCACACCGCUCUCCGCGAGAAGUACGGCGAGCAGUUCAACAAGCUGCAGCGCGGUGGACCCGAGUCCCUUCCCCUGUUUGAGGAGCUGUUCCGCACCGCUUGCCCUAAGUUCAUCAGCCCCACACCGCCCGACUUUGACAACCCGGAGGUCAACAUCGACCCCGUCGAGCACCACCUUCGCAUCUUCAUGGAUGAGGUUAAGAACAACAUGAUGUCGCCCACGGUCAAGAGCUACCUGAAGCUGUACACCACCAUGGAUCUUAAGAAGCUCGCUGGUUUCCUCGAGGUUGAGCCAGAGAAGCUGAGGUGCUGGUUGCUCGUCAACAAGCAGAGGAAUAGGCAAAUCAGGUGGAACGAGGGUGGCCUGCUGGAGGGUGAUGUGGUUUCCGCCGGCGACCUUGACUACGCCAUGGAGGGUGACCUCAUCCACGUCUCCGAGGCGAAGGUUGGCCGGAAACUCGUCGAUUGGUACCUCAGGAACUUGGCUCGCACUUACUAGAGAGUAAAACGACAUGAGAGGUACUUCAGAGAUAUCCUUGGCCAAAUCGAGAUAGAGCAUCCGGCUUGGAGUUGGGGGUUUACGGCAUCAUGGAAAAGCAUUUUUGCGGAUAAUUGAGCAAACAGCUCAGGGGAUCAAUGAAGCGAUAGAGUCACAGGUGCGUCGAAGCUCUGCUGAAGGCCGUGCCACCACCGCAUGUGUGGAAGCAGAGUGGUGGGAGGGGAAAAGAGCACCGCGUCCAGAGGUGCAGAGGGUGAGCAGUGGAAGUUUGAUGAUAUAUCCGUCAAUGAACAAAUCGCACCUAGUGAGAGUAUUUCAGUCUUGCUAGCCUGCAUAU
Molecule: messenger RNA, 1795 nt
Organism: Macroventuria anomochaeta
Lineage: Eukaryota; Fungi; Ascomycota; Dothideomycetes; Pleosporales; Didymellaceae
Product: eukaryotic translation initiation factor 3
Exons: 3
Coding region: 70-1458 (462 amino acids)
Biological process (GO): translational initiation
Cellular component (GO): eukaryotic translation initiation factor 3 complex; cytoplasm
Molecular function (GO): translation initiation factor activity
Source: RefSeq, a predicted model, not a curated record